Messenger RNA from Saccostrea cuccullata (small rock oyster), 825 nucleotides. RefSeq lists its product as uncharacterized. The transcript is spliced from 4 exons. The record is from RefSeq and is a predicted model, not a curated record. Bases 124 to 471 code for a protein of 115 amino acids. NCBI's taxonomy places the organism in Eukaryota, Metazoa, Mollusca, Bivalvia, Ostreida, Ostreidae.
UAGUCCUCUAAAUCUGCCCGGAAGUGAAGGGACCCCAUUCAACACUGACCAUCACUCACUGUGUGACGGCGAUUAAGAAUAACGCAGUUUAGGCGAUUCUCUCUUGAAAAGGAAAAAAAAACCAUGGUUCAUGUAUUCAUCAUUGGAAUAACUUGUUUGAUGGCGUGCUUUUCAGUUGCAGGUGGAUUCAGCUGUGAUAUAGAGAUGUGUUUAAGAGCUGCUGGAUUAAGUGUACUUAGUAUCAAAGAUAACAUUAGCUGUGCGAAACUUGCAGCAGUGUAUCCCUGUAUUCUGAGCCAAAAGAGCGCAUGCGCGGGUGAAAUAACGUACGAUGCUUAUGAGAGGUAUAUUCCAGAUUAUGAAGCAAGAUGCGGCCCACUAGAUUUCCGAGAUGUUGGAAACUCGGUAUUUCCAGAACUUUGGAUCCUCCUCCCAGUUGUCUUUAAAUUGCUGGCGGCCAUUGAUUUCUAAAACCAACAUACUCUUUAUACAGAACAUUCCAAAACUGUAAAUGACAUUUGUUUCUAUAACGAAAACCCAAGCAUUUUCUAACGUGUCUAAAUCGCAGGGUUGUUAUUCCAUCACAGAUUGAGAUGUUCCAUGGCUAUUUAGAUCUUCCAGAUAUCAUAAACAACAUCUGCCUUUGACAGAAUAUUUGAGGAAUUACCAUUUUAUGUAGUAUAAAUGGACCUGCUGAAAAUGGUUGAAAUUAUUAUUUGUAAAUAAUAUAUUUGUAAAUAGUUGUAUAUACGUGCAUGAUUAUCUGUUUGUGUUUGCAGUUAUUCUAUUUAAAGUUUUGUACUGAUUAAAGAAUUUUUGAAUGCA